AUGAUAGACUUACGCAAUAAGAAAGGAAAUACAGCUCUUGUAAUUCCCCUGCAGCAGCAGCAGCAGCAGCAGCAACAGCAGCAGCAGCAGCAGCAGCAGACAAUAGACUAUAACUUAAAAGGUAAACAAGAUGAAGAGCAGCAACAGCAGCAGCAGCACCACCUGCAGCAGCACCACCACCUGCAGCAGGAGCAGCAGCAGCAGCAAGAGGUACCUGUAUUUUAUAAGCAGCAGCAACUCUUCUUCUUGCCCCUACAUCCCCGGGGUGUAUCUGCAGUUGCUGUUGAUGUGCUGCAGCUGCGGCUCAGGGAGACGCGGGACUUCCUGCUGCAGCAGCAGCAGCAGCUAAGGAGUCUUCCUCUGCUAGGCUCGAGCAGCAGCAGCUGCUGCAGCAGCAGCUGCUGCAGCAAGAGUGUCUGUCUGUUUGCCGGAGCAGUUGGUGUCCUGCAGACACCGCAGCAGCAGCAACAGCAGCAGCUGCAGCAGCAGCAGCAAGAAGGAUUAAUAAUCUCAGGUGUCUACGCUACUAGCAGCAAGAUCCAUAAGGUCGUCGCCACUCGAUUUGGCAGCAGCAGCAGCAGCAGCAAGGAGGGGGAACAGCAGCAGCAGUAG
Molecule: messenger RNA, 612 nt
Organism: Eimeria maxima
Lineage: Eukaryota; Apicomplexa; Conoidasida; Eucoccidiorida; Eimeriidae
Exons: 3
Coding region: 1-612 (203 amino acids)
Source: RefSeq, a predicted model, not a curated record